This is a messenger RNA of Danaus chrysippus (African queen), 2046 nucleotides long. The record is from the annotation of a GenBank genome assembly. NCBI's taxonomy places the organism in Eukaryota, Metazoa, Arthropoda, Insecta, Lepidoptera, Nymphalidae.
AUGAGUUACGAUUUAUCACGAGUUGAUUACACUUUAUGUGGAAUAACUUAUCCUGAUACACUUAAAAUAUUGCCAGCAUCUGAUCAAAAGCUCAAACAGAGGUUUGUAGUUGGUGAUAAAAAUGGAGUGCUUCAAUGUUUGAGCAUAAAGGAUGAAGAACCAGUCGUGAACUUUAAAACACUACCUGGAAAACCAAUUACUUGUGUACAAUUAGGUUCAAAUGCGGGAAACACAUCCGACAAAAUAUUUACGGCUUCCGGAAAUGAGGUUAAGGGUUAUAAUAGAAAGGGCAAAGUGUUUUUCGCGAUUGAAACUUCAGUAUCAGAAACCAUCACUUCUAUGUCCGUUAUUGGAAAUGAUUUGAUAUUAUGUAGCGGGAGAACGAUAACAUUUUAUAGGGACUUGCAAGAAUUGUAUACAUAUAUUUGUGAUGAUAGAGUACUUGAUUCCACACCAUUUAGCACUCCUAAUAGCGUCCGUGUACGUCUGCUGGUCAUAAUUGCAAAUAAAGAAGCAUUAAUAGUUGAGAACGGCAAGCUUCUGCAGAAAAUAUACGUACCUGCUGGACCUACCAGCAUUACUGUUCCACCAUUUAUAGGACAUGAUGUAUCAGCGAUUUAUGGUUCCGCUGAUGGUUCGAUUGGCGUCCUAAAUUAUCAAGAGUCAGAAUUAACCAGUAAAUGCUUGGUACCUGGCGCUGGGUUGGGUUCUGUAACAUGCCUUGGUUGGCUCAAUAACAGCUCUGGUUAUCAUUUGGCCGUUGGACGUCACGAUGGUUCAAUACAACUACACUUGAUCAAUAGUGAGAAUUUAAAUGACAAGCCAAGACUUAAGUUUACUUAUUUUUCUGGAGAACCAGUUACAUCUGUUUGUGGUGGUGUUAUUACUACGGACGAACCCGAACUAUUAGCAGCAACAUUUUCUGGAAGAAUUUUCGGUUUAAGAUCUAAUCGAUUCAUGCCAGGAAAUAUAUCGAGUGCAUCGUUGGAUGUUCUAGCUAAUCGACGCUCAAAACUUGAAGCUGAAGUUGCUAAAUUGGAGAAACAAGCAAUCAGUGAGCGGGAAAAAUAUCAAAGAAAUACACGAUCUUUUCUUUCUGGUAUAUCAGUUCCACCGCUUUUGGAAAUCGAGUAUGAGCUGACUGGCGCCACUCACAACAAUUGGCAGGAAGUAAAACUCAUAUCAGCGGUUCCCUUGGACGUUCUGUUCGUAUAUUGUGAAAAUAAACUUGAAAUACAGACAGACAGUACAGCCGUACUUAGCAUUUGUACUCAACAGGAAAACAACAGCCCAGAACUUCUAGCGACAAUUCGUUGCCAAGCUGGCACAAGAAGAUUAUGGAUGCGCAUACGAAUUUUAGACGAUAAUGAAACAAAAAUGGAAGGAACAAGAGUACUUAUAUAUGUUCUGCCAACGGGAGCUCCGAGAGUGGCUCGACUUAUAAAACUAUAUUUGUCGUUAUUGCCACACUAUUCUAAAUAUGAGUCACCUGACAUAGAAAACAAGCAAAGGCCUUGUGAGCUGAAUAUAUUAGGACCUUUCUCUGUAGCUGAAAUGACAGCGUGGUUGUCUCAAAUUUUACCGGGAGAAUUACCGAGACCGUCAACGACAGUUAUAUUUGCACGAUCUCAUACUACUCUUGGAACUUUUUUGAUAUACAUUCCAGAAGACUGCUGUUUAAACGCUUUUAAACUUUUAGAAGAUAAAUUUAAAUCUGCUUACAAUUACCACAAAGAAUGCGAGAUUAAAGACGCUAUAAGUUCUUUAGAUUUAGAUGAAAAUGUCAUCAAAAACGAAGAAGAGCCCGUGCUGUGUAGCGAUUACUUACGAAUUUUGAAUUCAUUAACAAAGGAAGACAAUAUGGAGGAAACAUUUGAAGUGCUCAUUGAUACAGUGGAAAAGUGGUAUUUGAAUUGGUGUAAAAUAUCUUUUAUGGGACGUCAUAGUAAUGCUCACCUUUUAAAAUUACAACAUGCUCUACAAAAUUGCAAUAUAAGCGAAAUCGAAGAAUGCUUGACAUUUAAAACUCAGACUGAUGAAAAUUAA